Molecule: messenger RNA, 1285 nt
Organism: Melanotaenia boesemani (Boeseman's rainbowfish)
Lineage: Eukaryota; Metazoa; Chordata; Actinopteri; Atheriniformes; Melanotaeniidae
Exons: 6
Coding region: 191-1255 (354 amino acids)
Source: RefSeq, a predicted model, not a curated record
ACUAGAUAGCGACGUUUCCAAACAUGGGCGGAGUUGGAGUCUCUGCACACAGGUAGCCGCAUUUUGGAGAGUCCCUUCAUGCGAUAUUAAGCUUUUACAAGGAAGCCCGCAGCGGAUCAUUCCCAACAAAUAACACCAACACAGAACUUUGCGGAGAGUUAACGACUUUACGUCGGGUGAAGACCCCAUCAUGGAAACGCAGACAGAAAAACAAAAGCCAAAUAACAGCCAGCUGAUCUCUGUGCCUCAUAAGGACACAAUCCGGCUCCUGGAGGUGUAUGUCAAGCGUAGCCUCAGCCUAAAUGAUGGUGCACUGGGGGAAAAGCGGACAACAAGGAAACAAAAGUGGGUGACCCUGCCAAAAAAGCAAAGACGAUCCUCCAGCGACCCUUCCCUUCACUUGGCUGGGGCAUUAGAUCCCAGUGAUAUUGGUGCCCUUUCUGAAGUUGACGUUGAGGAAAAGCCACCCAAGAAAAUUUCUGAGGAAUCAGAGAAGCCAACCAAAAAGUCAAAAAAGAACAAGAAACCCUCAUUUUGGAAAAGUCUGCUUGGCAUUUUCUCUCGGAAAAGUAAUGAGGACAAAGAUGAAGAGCAAGACUGUGCGACAGACGUGUUGGAUUCCUCUCGUGCUGCAGCCACAGACCGACCCACAACUCCGGUCACCGUGCACAAGAAGCCCCUGAGCAGAAAAUCCAUAAAGAGAAGAUUCUCAAAAAGGCGGCUGUCAAAACAAAACAAACUUGGCAAAGAUCUCAACCCUGUUUCCAUCACUGGUGUAGAAGCUGUCAUCAGUGUGGAACCGACAUACUCUUACUAUGAGAAAGUGUCAGAAGAACUGGAAAAAAUUGUGCAUGAGGUCAAAGUAAAAGAGGAAGCUGAAACUCUUUCAGAUGAGGAGGUAAUCAACAGGAUCAUUGCUUUGACAAAGGAGCAGGGUGAUGCAAUAGAAGACAAGAUGAAAGAUAAUCCCACCCUAAGCAACUUCUUCCAGAAGAUGUCUUACGCUUCUUUCCAGAAACUGGCAGAUGCAUAUCUGGAAAAAGAAGCAACGCCAACACACACUCCUCCCACCGUGCUACCUACUGCACCUGAGCUGGUCAAACUGGCUUUUACCCUUGACUUCACAGCCCGGAUCGCCGGGCUUUCCAGACAAAACGUAGGCCACAUUACAGGUCUCGGGAACCGAUAUCUGCAGGAUCGAUUUGAAUAUAAACAGGUAUGUACAGAUCAUCCAUGGUCCGACAGUGAUGACUGAGGCGCUGCCACUCAAAAACAAAGCUGAAGC